Messenger RNA from Ipomoea nil (Japanese morning glory), 1802 nucleotides. RefSeq names its product 3-hydroxy-3-methylglutaryl-coenzyme A reductase-like. Lineage: Eukaryota; Viridiplantae; Streptophyta; Magnoliopsida; Solanales; Convolvulaceae. The coding region runs from base 67 to 1698 and encodes 543 amino acids. The transcript has a single exon. Gene Ontology annotation, cellular component: endoplasmic reticulum membrane; peroxisomal membrane. Gene Ontology annotation, molecular function: protein binding; hydroxymethylglutaryl-CoA reductase (NADPH) activity. Gene Ontology annotation, biological process: coenzyme A metabolic process; isoprenoid biosynthetic process; sterol biosynthetic process. The record is from RefSeq and is a predicted model, not a curated record.
UAAGAGCAACCAAUUAACAUAUUCAGCAACAUCUAACAAAUAAAGUUGCAAUCAACACCUAACAUUAUGGAGUUGAAAAAGAUGGAAAUUCCGGCGCCCACUUCCACUUCUCCGGCGAAACAUAAGAAAGCAACCAAAUUUGAUUCUUUCUCUGAAAAUCCAACUCCCAACGCCACACCACUGCUUCUCUACCUUACAAACGCUGUUUUCUUCACGGCAGUGUAUUUCCUGCUUGUUAGCUGGCGCGAUAAGAUCCGUCACUCCAAGCCUCUCCAUGUUGUCUCAAGCUCUGAGAUCACCGCCCUUCUGGCUUUCGCGGUUUCCUUGAUUUACCUCUUGGGCUUUUUCGCCCAUCCUCUUCAAGAACAGGAAAAUGAAGAAAAAGAAGAAGAAGGAGGAAAACAGAUUAUAGUCAAGAAAAAAGUCCCAGAUGUCAAAUCUGAUCCAAUAAUAAUGUUAUCGGAAGAGGAAGAGGAGAUAGUAAAAGGUGUUGUUGAAGGUCGGGUUCCGUCCUACUCCCUGGAAUCUAAGCUAGGGGAUUGCAAGAAGGCGGCAGCCAUUCGCCGGGAGGCGCUGGAGAGAAUAACCGGCAAGUCUCUACACGGACUUCCCUUGGAGAAUUUUGAUUAUGAAUCGAUUCUGGGUCAGUGUUGCGAGAUGCCAGUUGGGUACGUGCAGAUUCCGGUAGGUAUUGCGGGGCCGCUCUUGCUAGACGGUGAAGAGUACGCCGUCCCCAUGGCCACCACGGAGGGUUGCUUGGUAGCCAGCACCAACCGGGGUUGCAAAGCCAUCUAUGCCUCCGGUGGCGCCACCAGUGUGUUGUUGAAGGACGGGAUGACUCGAGCUCCGGUGGUGAGAUUCUCCACCGCCCAAAGAGCCGCUCAGUUGAAGCUCUACUUGGAGGAUCCUCUAAGUUUCGAGACCAUCGCCGGAGCUUUCAACAAAUCCAGCCGAUUCGCUAGGCUUCAGAGCAUCAAAUGCGCUAUUGCCGGAAAGAAUCUCUACAUGAGAUUCACAUGCAGCACCGGAGACGCCAUGGGGAUGAACAUGGUCUCCAAGGGCGUCCAAAACGUAUUGGAUUUUCUCCUCACCGACUUCCCUGACAUGGACGUCAUCGGAAUCUCCGGCAACUUUUGCUCCGACAAGAAACCUGCGGCGGUGAAUUGGAUCGAAGGCCGCGGAAAGUCGGUCGUCUGCGAGGCCAUAAUAAAGGAAGAAAUAGUCAAGAAAGUACUAAAAACAGACGUUACCUCCUUAGUAGAGCUAAACAUGCUCAAGAAUCUCACUGGCUCCGCCAUGGCCGGUGCUCUUGGGGGCUUCAACGCCCACGCCGCCAACAUUGUCUCCGCCGUCUAUAUCGCCACAGGACAAGACCCCGCACAAAACAUUGAAAGCUCGCACUGUAUAACCAUGAUGGAGGCCGUUAACGAUGGGAAAGACCUUCACAUCUCUGUAACCAUGCCGUCCAUUGAGGUAGGCACGGUGGGAGGUGGGACCCAGCUUGCUUCUCAGGCAGCAUGCUUGAAUCUCUUGGGAGUGAAGGGUGCUAGCAAGGUUGCACCGGGAGCCAACUCCAGGCGAUUAGCGGCAAUCAUUGCCGGAGCUGUGUUGGCCGGUGAACUCUCCCUCAUGUCUGCCAUCGCUGCCGGACAGUUGGUCAAGAGUCAUAUGAAAUUCAAUAGAUCUAACAAAGCUUAAUUAGCUUCCUAAAUUUCUUUCUUGAGUUUAAAUUCUUUAACACUUUAUUUGUAAUUUUUUGCUGUAAUUUCUAUUAAAAAUUAAAGUUACAUAUCUCAUCUUUA